AUGCCGGGCUUCACCUGCUGCGUGCCGGGCUGCUACAACAACUCGCACCGCGACAAAGCGCUGCACUUCUACACCUUCCCCAAGGACGAGGAGCUGCGGCGCCUCUGGCUGAAGAACGUCUCCCGGGCGGGCGUCAGCGGCUGCUUCAGCACCUUCCAGCCCACUACGGGCCACCGCGUCUGCAGCGAGCACUUCCAGGGCGGCCGCAAGUCCUACCUAGUACGGGUCCCCACCAUCUUCCCGCUGCGCGGCGUCAACGAGCGCAAGGCGCAGCGGGCCGCCCGCCGCCCCCGCCCCGCUGCUGCUGCUGCCGCCGCUGCCGCCGCGCAGGGCCCCGCUGCUGCCGCUGCCGUCGCGGUCCCGGCAGGGGGCGGGGCCGAGGACGUGAAGCCUAUCGACCUGACGGUGCAGGUGGAGCUCGGGCCCGGGGCCACCGUGGGGCCCGGCCCCGGGAGGCUACCGGCGACAGGGGACGAGGGCCCGUUGGAGGGCGGUCCCCCGGACCACUCGUACUCGCUGUCGUCGGGCACCACGUCUGAGGAGCUGCUGAGGAAGUUGAACGAGCAGCGCGACAUCAUCGCGCUGCUGGAGGUGAAGAUGAAGGAGAUGAAGGGCAGCAUCCGCCGUCUGCGCCUUGCCGAGGCCCAGCUCCGUGAGGAGAUCCGCGAGAAGGAUCGGCUGCUCCACGCCGCCAGCGCCGGGACCCGCAAGCGCCACGGCGUCUGA
Molecule: messenger RNA, 726 nt
Organism: Neopsephotus bourkii (Bourke's parrot)
Lineage: Eukaryota; Metazoa; Chordata; Aves; Psittaciformes; Psittacidae
Gene: THAP11
Product: THAP domain containing 11
Exons: 1
Coding region: 1-726 (241 amino acids)
Biological process (GO): regulation of transcription by RNA polymerase II
Cellular component (GO): nucleoplasm
Molecular function (GO): RNA polymerase II cis-regulatory region sequence-specific DNA binding
Source: RefSeq, a predicted model, not a curated record